Molecule: messenger RNA, 1473 nt
Organism: Nilaparvata lugens (brown planthopper)
Lineage: Eukaryota; Metazoa; Arthropoda; Insecta; Hemiptera; Delphacidae
Exons: 8
Coding region: 202-1473 (423 amino acids)
Biological process (GO): mitotic chromosome condensation
Cellular component (GO): condensin complex
Molecular function (GO): chromatin binding
Source: RefSeq, a predicted model, not a curated record
UGGUAGCCAUUGUGAAAUUGUUUGGUUAGGUUUUGUUUCCUCCAACAUUAAUUUUUACCGGAAUGAGUUGAUCUUUAUAUAUUAACACAUAUAUUAUUUUCGAAAACCUUGAAUAUAUAAAUAAUCCUACAUAUAAUUCUAUCAUUCAUGUAAAUGAUAGUUUGGAGUUGGAUUUAGUGUGGUAAAUAAUUUGGCGAAAACAUGUUCAGCUCGGACAGCGAGGAUGACACAUUCGGUCGCGUGGCCCCGCAACGCAACAAGAAGCGCCCCCCGGCUCAGAAACUGGGCAAACGGCGACGUGCCGGUGGCGGGGAGGGGGCGAGCUCCGAGGGAGACAGCUCCGACGCGACGGAGAUCGUCGAGGAGUCGGGGACACUGCGCACGCCCAACAUUUCGGCGGUCACUCCAAAUGUGUCCAUGUCAGGUGGCAAUAUGAGCGCUCACCCGGCUUUCAACGGAAGUGACGCGGCCGCGCAUAGCACUCCAGAGCUGUAUUAUCGCGAUGAGCUGAAGGAGGCCAAACAGAAGAAGAGGUCGUUCUUGGCCGAUACACUCGCCCAGGUGUCCAGUGUUAUUAACGACGACCAGGAAGAGGCAUGGCAGCUGGCACAGGAAAGCCACCAGUCUACAUCAGCUGUUGCGGUGGCCGACUCCCUACAGAAGCAGCAGCAGCCCUAUGAGAUAGCCGGCGCCUGCUUCGAUAUCAAGCUCACCAGCGAACAGCUCUCCGAACACCUCGCCAACUGUAUUCAGCUCAAUGCCGCCAAUAAAAUCAACAAAAACAAUGCUUUCAAUCUGCAGUUGAUCGACUACAUGUUUGUUUUGCUGAGAAGAAACGACAAAUCAAUGCAAGAUUUUCCAACAAUGAGCUGCAGCCUGGACGCGAGCACACGGAUUUACGCGUGUCGUGUGGACAGCGUGCACGCGGGCAUAAUGGAGAUCGUGAGUGGGUUGUCGCGUGCACACGACAAGGGCAAGAAGAAGUCGGCCAAGGAUGGCGGGGAGGGUAGUGGUGAAGAGGGGGGUUCGGACGGAGAGGGCGGAGGCAACGAGCACCAGCAGAUUAGGGCCAGGAAACGAAAGGCAGUGCUAGCCUCAUCGCUAGACGCUCUCUGCAGGACAAAGAUUGAGACGGCCUCGUGGAUGCAGCGACCAGCUAUCCAGCCUGAGUUCACGACACUACUGAGACAGGCGGCCGUCACCCUGAGCGCCCAGUGUGGCCUAACCCUGCUACAGGACGACAUCCCACUGUUGCCGCCGCGACGACAGCCGAAACAGCCGGAUCGGAGUCGUGUCACGGCUGUGCCUGUCGGUGAGUCACUUCGUCUAGCUCAUGCCGGAGCUUCACUCUCGCCGAGUAUCUACUUCCAAGCUAAUGCCGGCGCUUCACUCUCGCCGAGUGUCUCUACAAAUGACGACGAGCGUAUGGAUGCCUACUAUGCCAUCGCUCGCCUUCACUCACUACCUCCGUAA